This is a messenger RNA of Monascus purpureus, 3736 nucleotides long. The record is from the annotation of a GenBank genome assembly. NCBI's taxonomy places the organism in Eukaryota, Fungi, Ascomycota, Eurotiomycetes, Eurotiales, Aspergillaceae.
UCCCUCCAUGCCAUCGCCCAACCUGCUCAAGGUUCCAACUGACUCUGCAUCGUCUCUCCUCCUCCUCUUCCUCUUCUUCUUUCUCCUCCCUCUUCAUCCGUCUCCUCAUCCUCUGCAUCCUCUCGUUUCCUUCCUCUCGUUUCUGUUUUGCCCUUGUCUUUGCUCAUUGGAGGGCGACACGUGAUUGGCAAUCCAAUCCUUUCGUUUCGCAUUUGUCGUCCUGGGUUUUGUUAGAUUCUGCUUGGGCUUCUUUUCUUUUCGAACCUGUCUCAUCUUAUUUUUACUUUUUUUUUUUUUUCUGAGAAAAAAAAAAUUCUUCUAUAUUAUUGUAUUUUAUUUUACUAUUUGUUUUGCCUGGUGUGCAAUCGCUCGCCCGAAGGCCUCUGUCGGCAGUUCCCCAGCAUCGACCCUUCGUUCUACUACUACUACUACUGCUGCUGCCGACUUCCUUGGAGCUAUCUCCUUCAUUUGCUCCGACGCUUCAGGAAUCCUCCUACUCUCGGUAAUUGACGUUCUUCACUGCGUCUAGGGACCGCCGUUGACCUCCCAGGCCCGGGUGGGAACGCCUCCUUCCCUGCCUUUCCGUCAUGGCUCCUUCGCACUUGCGCGUUUUGUCCGUGGGCAGCAAUGCAAUCUCGGCUUUCCUUUCCUGGCGACUCCAAGCCACAGCAUCCUGCGAUGUAACGCUCGUCUGGAAAACGGGCUUUGAAUCCGUCGCCCAGUAUGGUGUCUCAUUCAAGUCAAAAUUAUUUGGCAAUGAACGCUUCAAACCUCGCCAUGUGGUGCGCGCCCCGGAAGAGGCUUGCUCCAGAGAAACAACAUACGACUAUGUCAUCCUAUGUGUAAAGGCCCUACCAGACGUGUACGAUCUCGCAGCCGUCAUCGAACCAGUCGUUACCCCACAACAUACAUGCAUCCUUGUAAAUACUACCAACACCCUGGGCGUCGAGUCGCAACUCGAACAGCGAUAUCCGACAAACGUCAUCCUUUCUAUUGUUUCGAACGUGGAAAUCUCCCAGAUCGGUUCCAGCGAGUUCGAACAUCUGAAUUCCACGGAGGUUUUGAUUGGUGUCGCGAACAAGGAGGCCACGAUUCCUACUUCGUUGCAGAAAGAAAUGGCCUCGGCUUUCGCUCAGACGCUGGGGACUGGGCAGGUCGACUGCAGAGUCUCGCCUAACAUCAAACAGGAACAAUUUGAGCGGAUGAUUGGGCCAAUUGCCUUCCAUCCUGUUGGGGUUCUGUUUGACACACCAGAUUGCUCUCAGUUGCUACAAAAAGUUGGAGUUCGUCAGUUAAUUUCAGAUGUCAUUGAUGAGCUUAUCGAGCUGGCGUCCGCCCAGGGCUGCUCGUUUCCCGAAGAUUUUCGCCAGAGGACUAUCGACAAAAUGGUAGCGCAGGAUACACCCAGCACCAUGUACCAGGAUUUCCAGGCCCGACGCCCAAUGGAAGUCGAGACCUUCCUGGGGUCGCCGAUCAAGUCGGCCAUCGCCACCGGCGUCCGCAUUCCACGCAUCGAAACCCUCUACGCGAUGCUGCAUCACGUCAACAUAGCCAACCAGAACAGAGAUAUGCCGCCUCCGGUUUUGGCACAGCCUCCACCGCGUUUGUCGUCGGCUCCUCCAUCCCAGCGACCGCCAAUGAAUGGGGCUAUGAGGCCAGGCAGAAUGCCACCGGCCGGAGCUAUGCCACCGCCGGGGAUACGUGGGCCUCUGGGCACGCCAGCCCGUUCGCCGGGGGCGCUGGCUCCUCCCAGGGCUGCCCGUGAUCCUUCUUUGGAGGGCCUGAAAGAGUUCAGUCACCUCGUUAUGUACGAUGAUGCAGCGGAUGGAGCAAUUCCUCAUGUGAACGGCAAUGCCAAUGGCUACUCAGAUACGACUCCUGGAUCUGCAGCAGCUUCCGCCGACUUGGCGUUGAGGGAACGAGAGCUGGCCCUUCGACAGCGGGAGCUACAGAUCAGAGAGCAGGAGAUGCAGAUGCGACGAGGUGGCCGGAGGGGCCCUCCGCCACCAAGAUCGACCUUUGACGAAGACGAUGAAGACGAUUAUUUCGAUCCCAUGGAUGCUCCACCGAUGCCGAAUAUCGAUCCGGAUAGUGUUGACAUGAUGAGCAUCACAUCACGCAGGACGCGCAAGAUUCCGAAUGCCAUUCAGAUGCGCAGGAACCCUGAAAUGGCCUUGAGUAACAGUCGGCCGGGUUCGUCUCUGAGUCGAUACCUGGGAGGUGGUCGCAGGCGCACGAGCGACCGCAUCAUGCAGGAGAUUCCAGGUCUGCACGACGCCAUCAUCGACAAUCCAAUGAUGGCGUACUCGUCGAACAGAUACGGCUCGGUUGACCGACAGCAGAUGCAUGUGGAGUCGCGGGCGAACUCACUCACUCCCAGCCGGGUUGGUGACUUUCCUCCAGGGCCCUAUCCCCAGAGCCGGAGGAACAGCCAAUCACCCGGAACUCCCUUGGGGCCCCCUGGUCGUGGAGUAGCUGGUCGUCCCAUGCCUGGUGGUGAUCCAGGCUAUAACCCAUCCAACGGUCCUUCCUAUGGCCAACCAUCCCCACCCGGAAAUAUGCGAGCGCCCAUUCCGAGGUAUCCCUCUGGGCCUAGUAACACUGUAGGCCCCCAGCAAUUUGAGCAACAAUAUGGGGUGAGCAACCCGUAUCCCGCCAAGGGUUCUCCAAAUAACAUAAGUCUGACCGGAAGUGCGAGCGCCAGCGCGGGGAGUGGUGAUAGCGGGGCCAGCGCGAAUAUUGACUCCGAGAACUCGGCCCAUAGUAGCCAAAUCAGUGUUGGCGUUCAAAAGCCUGCGAUGCUCGUUCGCUGAACGAUGAACCUGACUGAUCCGACUCCGUUGAGGUUGUCUUGUGUUCUACUUAUUUGUCGCUGUGUGUCUGGACUUUCUCUUUCCACUUUCUUACUCCUGAAUUGGAUUAACGCAUUGCUACUCUUUUGAAAUGACUGCUAGCCCAUUUUGCAUUGCUACUUGCCUCUUCCAGAAGUGCGUUUUGCGCUUCUGAUGACAUUCUCAAGGAAAGGAGCAGAAGGGAAGGGGCCGAUCUCACAUAAUAGUCUGCUGUUCACCUGUUUUAAAUAUACCUGAGUCCAGAGGGAUGCGUGCGGACUCUGAUUUAUGUUUCCGCCUUUUGAUGUUCAUGUCGCGUCGAGAGUGUUUCGGUUGUGCAUGUGGAUUGAUUUCUUUUCCUUCAGGUUGCAUGAUGUGUUCCACUUGAGACUGAGCAAGGGAAUUUACCUGGGAGUUCCCCUGUGUUAUGUUUAUACAGUUUAUAAUGUGCCCCGGCAUCCAUUCCUCCUACACCCGGCCAUACAUCCAAUCUUCCGGCAUGACAGAUCUUGACGGAUCGUUGCACCACUGGAAUCGGUACCUUUUGGCUCUUUUUUGUGUGUGCCUUUUCUGUUGUGUGUACCCUUCUUGUUUCUGCAUGGUUCCCUCUGUGUGAUGCCUGGUCCUCUUCUUGUGCUUGUCAGAAUAACUGUUUUACGUGGCUUGGCUCGGCUGCCAGAUGAUCUCUGCUUUUCCCCUUUGGUUUUCGGCGCAUUGAAAAGAAUGGGGGAUUUUGUCUUGAUUAGAGCGAUUAAUUGUGAACCUGACUUGGUUUGGCCAGUUCACCAUUGUCUCUGGGAAUUAAUAAUAAUGAAGCCGCGUUGUACUACCGUUGCAACCUGCGCAUAUGGUGAUUGUAGUACUGUCUUAUUUGACAUGGGUUAUCAAUUAAUGACUAUUGAAAG